GUUAUCGGGUCAACGUCACAGUCCGCAGGUCACUCACGAAGGCAGAGGACGGGACCGCUAGUCAGCCAGCCGAAGCGUUGCCAUGGAAACGGAGAUCCAGAACGAGCUCACAUCCAGCUGUCCAUACCAGAACAGCAGCAGCUCCCCCAGCCCAGAAGUGUUGCCUCCACACAACCGCAAUGACAGCCCGACCCACCACACCCACUACCCCAGCAAUGUUAUCCCCCGUCCCGGCACUGUUAUCCCCAAUCGGAUUUUUGUUGGGGGAAUUGACUACAAGGUUAAUGAGAGCGACCUGCGACACGUCUUCUCUCAACAUGGUGCCGUUAAAGAGGUGAAGAUUGUGAUAGAUCGCUCAGGAAUGUCAAAGGGAUAUGGCUUUGUUACAUUUGAAACCCAAGAUGAUGCACUGAAAAUCCUUCAUAAUGCUAACGGAAUCUGUUUUAAAGACAAGAAGCUCAGCAUCGGUCAGGCUGUCCGCAGGCAGCAAGCUUCAGGACAAACUAAGAGUGCCCUUGUGACCAUCCCUGACUCUGCCAUGCCUCGGCCGAUGUCCUGUGGCACCACCUCCGCCGGCUUUCCUUACAUCUACCAUAACGGAGUGGCCUACUUCCACUGCCACAACACCAUCCCUCCUGCCCAACACUGGCCUCCUGCCCCUCCAGUGAUGCUUCCUCAGUCCCAUCAGCCUGUCUACCAGCCACCCGCCUAUCACCACCAUCAGUGUGCCCCAAACCAGUAUCAGUGGAAUGUCGUCCAGUCUCAGAUGCCCCCCAGUCCAGUCGUGUACUCCCAGCAGUCAGAAUAUCUGUACCAGCCCGCUGAUGGAGGCCCUGUCCCGCCUCCUCUGCCUGUCAUGGAGGACACCACACCAGAGUUUGUAGAGCCCACAGUGAUGCAGGUUUACCCAUUGUAUCCUCCGAGAACUGACGGAAUGACACCCUUUGUUCUGCAACACGACCCUAGAAAGAAUCCGAUGUUUCCACAUGCGCAGCUCCAUCUGAAGCCAAAGUACCACCAAUUCAUCCACCACAAGGACUACCACUACCUGCCCGAAGCAGCAGAGCCACCCGACGCCUCCAUCCUUCACACUCACCAACCUCUAAUGUAGGCUAAACCCACCGACUGCCUGUCAAGGGAUAAUCCCUCACACAGCACCACGACCUCCUGUGUCAAUUUAGUCUCUCUUCCUUCUCCAAUAUAUUAUAUAUUGAUAUGAUCCAUCAACUGUUAGGCCUGUGCCUUACAACAUAAUGCGGUAUGUUUCAUGACAUGUGAUUUCAUAGCCUCUCAGCUGAUAUUUUGUCAGCUGCUCUUGUUCCCAUCAACUCCAGUGAAGCUCUCACCUUGUAGACUCACAGAACUCAGAUCUGUUCCUGUGUUGAUGCUAUAAUACAGUUGGAUUAUUGAGGUUUACACGACCUUACAGUGGCUCACAUUGCAUACUGUACAUAACAGUAUUUAUAGUAAUUUCUCCUCAAUUAACUCAAACUCAGCAAUUAUACAUGAGAUUUUCAGUAUAUCAUUUACUGUAGUGGUUUUGAUAAGAA
Messenger RNA from Anoplopoma fimbria (sablefish), 1550 nucleotides. RefSeq names its product protein boule-like. The transcript is spliced from 11 exons. Lineage: Eukaryota; Metazoa; Chordata; Actinopteri; Perciformes; Anoplopomatidae. Bases 83 to 1111 code for a protein of 342 amino acids. Gene Ontology annotation, molecular function: RNA binding. The record is from RefSeq and is a predicted model, not a curated record.